ACCACACCGCGCGGCUCCACCGCAGAAGCCGCCAUCUUCCACCGCCGAACCGAAACGAGACCGCGCGAGUUAAACACCCUAUCCUACUUCCUCCGUGUAGAAGCUGCCCUGCCACCCCGCCGAGGCAACGGCCAGGUGAAGAAUCACCAUCGUCGCCGCGACGGCUACUGAUCCUCACGGCGUAGGACACUCGGGAUAUCCGGCGCGCGAUCCACGAAGCGGAAAAAUCUCGCAAGGUUGGUGUUGGUGCGCGCGUACGAGGAUACACCGCGGGUCGUGUUCGUUGCCUCUCGAUUGUUCGCGAAGUUGAAAGUCAAGUCAACGUCAGUGUUCACAAAUUUCAUUCAGUUAUUUAAUGUAUACGUAGACAGUACGGUUUUCGUGAUUGAUCGAAGACUUCGAUCGGCGAGAGAGAUACACGUGACGUGCGCGGACCUUGCCAAAGUUCGGCGAAACUUCGCGCGGUGAGCGCCACGUACGGAAACAUAUGGUCUGAUUUGAAAGAGCCUCACGGUAAUAUAUCCCCCGUGUGCGCGACUUUGGUGGAAAUAUAGAGGGGAAAAAAAAAAGAGAUGGUGCGCGAACACACGAUGCCGACGUGAAGCGGCGUUGUAGACACGCGCGCUAAGAAGGAUAUCUUCAUAGGGCACCUGCCUCCGAAACUGACUUUCGACUCAACGAUCGGAUUUAAGUGUUUCGAACAGUCGCGAGUGCUCCUUCGUCUUCGACGAGGAAGACUGGCUGGCGGAAGAUUCGAUCAAAGAAAAUACGGGAAUACGUAGAAACGAGGGUCGUCGAGAUUGCCGACGAUUCCAAUAAAACGAAUUUUCUCCGCGAGUUGGCAAUCGAGACGAAGAAGAAUUUGCAAACGGAUGCCCCUGCCUCCGCCCCUCGUGGGCUGGAUAAUGAAAUAAGGAUCAAAGAAGCCUAAGGCCCGCGAGGGCCGAGCGAGCCGCCGAAUAGUCGCGCGUGCCUCUCUCUUCGAUCCCGAAGAAAACAAAUCCAAUUCUCGCGCGUGGAAGAGGAUAUCGCCUCGUGCAUUCGUAAUGUGUUCCUCGCUACUGGUGAGACCAACUUGUGAUUGCAAGGUGCAACUCAAACUGCUACCGAGCAGACUUGUUAUAUUGGCCAAUCUCGCGCGUCGAAUAUAACAAUCGAUUCUAACGAAAACAAAGUUCCAGUGCUUGCGGAAUAAAGGAUCGUAACUACUCAACAAAGUAAUAUCACAAACGCAAACGUAUCAUCGAAGGACCAAGCAUCAUAUCGAAAUCGAUCGCGGAUCACGUGUACAGAUUCACUUCGUCUAGAAAUUCGGGAGAGAUCAGGCGUGAACAAUUGAGCAGCGGAAGCCCACGGGAAAAGGUGACUUGUCAGUCGAGAGAGCGAAUGACAGCGUUCUCAUGACGAAUCCUUCGCGAGAUGCUCGACCCGAGGAUCGGCCUCCCGGUCUAGACUAUCCCGAUCCCAGAUCAGUGCGUGGCAGCCAUCAGGCGCAUCAAGCAGUGAGCCAAAUCGGCGGGCCGAGAUUACGGAGGACCCGGGGCUCGUCCUCGAGGAGAAGAAUGCACUUGGCCAACGAGGUUCCCCCUCAAGGUUCGGCCGGCGGAAAUCAUCUCCCCGAUUAUGCUCUCACCGCCGAUCUGCUUGCCGAGAGAACGCUAGAUGGGCUUCUCGCCGAGCAUCCUGGAGAACUUAUUCGCACAGGCUCCCCACAUGUGGUGUGCACGGUAUUGCCGUCACAUUGGAGAUCGAACAAAACCCUUCCGGUGGCCUUCAAGGUAGUAGCCCUCGGCGAGGUCGGAGAUGGUACCCUCGUGACCGUCCGUGCCGGAAAUGAUGAGAACUGUUGCGCGGAACUGCGAAAUUCUACCGCCCUGAUGAAAAAUCAGGUUGCCAAAUUCAACGAUCUUAGGUUCGUCGGUCGAAGCGGCAGAGGGAAGAGCUUCACCCUGACGAUCAUGCUGCAGACCUCGCCGCCGCAAGUUGCCACCCUGUCGAAGGCGAUCAAGGUGACCGUGGACGGUCCAAGGGAACCGCGAUCGAAGACAAGACAUCAGGCCUUUCAUCCCUUUCACUUCGGACCUCGUCCAUUCCCCUUUGGACAUCCGCAGGAUCCGCUGGGAUUCAAACUGUCGGGAUUGCAACACCUGGGUCUAGAGCAAGGAGCGGGUCAGGGAUGGGGCGGGCUACCCCGAGGAUCUCUACCACCGCACUGUCUUCCACCGCCCCCCGGUCAUCACCCGCACACACAUCCACAAUCGGUUGGUGCAUCGGCCUUCAACCCCUUCCAUCAUGCUAUUGAACAGAGAUCCCCGAGGCUGCCUGGACCCAAUCCCGAAUCUUCGAGGAAUGACUUGGGUCCUAUCAGCGUAUCGGUGAGGGAAGUAACGCCGACCACAUCACCGGGGAACCCCGGACCGGGCUUGUUGACGACGGCUUCAGUGACAGCUCCGACGCCUCCCGCCGAGUCGACCACUACUACAACGACACCCAGCCCGUCUGGCCAUCAUUCACACUUUCAAGGUCUUCAUUUGCUGGGUGCCACGGGAUCCAUCUUCGGAUCGAUAUUCGCGCCAUUAUUACCGCAGUCCUCUUGGCUCUACAACCCUUUGUAUCACACGCAACAGUACAUCCUGGAGCCGGAAUGGCACGCUUUGGCCUUGAGAAUGGCUCAACAGCGAUUGCAGAGACCGGAUCAUGCCCGAUUGGAGGAACUCAGGAAACUCAGAAGCAGCAGCGACAGUCCUGAGAGCAGCACGAAAGACGAAGAACGGAGGGGAGACGAUCAAGGCGCUUUACGGCGAUCCGGACUGGAUAGUCCUGACGAUAGUAUCGAAGUGGACGAUAAGAACGAUCAAGAUCUGAAUAGAGACCGCAUUAGAAGCGAUGAGUCUAUACCCGAGCAAGACUCUCCGAGAAUCUCGCCGAUCAGGAGCGACCUGGAGGACGCAACGUCCACAGACGCCACUUUUCAAGAGGCAUCAAUUCAUCUACGACAGAGUAUAGAAAACCUGAACGACUCGGACCUCCAAAUCGAUCAGGAUCAGAUCGCUCGUCGCGGUGACCUCACGGUAAAAAUCCGUCUAGAAGGUACGGUCGAUCUUAGCACGAAGAAAGGUCAAGAUAAGGAAAAUGUCGGCCAGGAUCUGACGACGCGAAGAAAGGAGGACGGGAUAGAUGUCGAAAGAGAAGCUAUCAGGUCGCGAAGAGAGAGAAGUCCUAAGCCUAGACAGGUGUGGAGACCUUAUUAAGCCUAAUUAAAGCCAGUACGUUCGUUCCGCGAGAAUCCUUCGACCGCGAAGCGCGAUGAUUUUAACGAAUUUCGACGAUCAAAGCGAGAGGAAUGGAUUUGAUUGUCGAAGAAUACAGAUUAAAUUAAAUACGAGCUAGGCAAAUUUUAUCAUAUGUUUUUUUUCCCCCCUAAGAAAAAAACUAAUUCGCUGAGAACUCGGUGAUAUUGAUUAAUCCCCCGUCUCGAUAAUCGGAGACUGACCCCCAAAGGAGCUUGCACGAUGUUGUAGAAUAGUUUAGCAAUGCUAAGCGAUAUAUCACCAUCGUCAAGUUGUCGAGAGAUAAACGGGACAUGCCCCGUUGGAUGAUAGAACAUCUCGCGCGAUGUGGCGCGAUAAUCGUCUGCUUGGAAAUUAAUUAUCAAAACUUUCGGACGAACUUUUUUGUCGAGGUUACUUAUCUACUACGUAUGCCCGUUGCGGUAUCGUCUGAAAACUGUCAUGGACUCGAGGACUAACCAGGGUUUACGUUCGCAUAUAGUAUGUACAUAUAUACAAUGACGUCCGAUUAUUAUAUAAGUUAAUGUUUCAAGUAAACGUUAAGCACACACACUACCCUCUCGUCAUUCCGACUAAGAAUAAACUUAAACUUUCUGAAUGUUCUAUCGACUACACGAAUAUACUGUUGAAGCGCGCGCAUACAUGUGUAUUUCAAUUCCGAAGAACGAAGUCGGGACGUACAUUUUUCCUCGCUUAUUUUCCUCGAUACUGUGCUUGUCGACUUUGGAAAAAGAAAAUAUUCGUGUGGCAGAUGACAUUUGGGGGUUUCCUGGUACAAGUGAAAUUACGAGCAGCCUCUUCGUUGUAAAUAUCACUAUAUAUUAAAAAUUUCAAAAUCCCAACCGAGUCACAUCCUUUAUCAAGCCAUCGUCUCCUUUUUACAAGACAAUUGUAUUUGGGGGCGAUAUUGGUAUCGAUAGAAAAGUGUCAUUAUAUAAUUAUCGUUUACACAUGAGCCACGAGUCGUUUUGACGACGCUGUAUGUACGCGUGACUACUGGCCUUAAUCAAAAAUCAUUUAUUGUUUAAGUACGUCAUCAAAUAAAGUAAUAUCAUCCGUUC
Messenger RNA from Monomorium pharaonis (pharaoh ant), 4351 nucleotides. RefSeq lists its product as uncharacterized. Gene Ontology annotation, cellular component: nucleus. Gene Ontology annotation, biological process: regulation of DNA-templated transcription. The coding region runs from base 1401 to 3251 and encodes 616 amino acids. The record is from RefSeq and is a predicted model, not a curated record. Lineage: Eukaryota; Metazoa; Arthropoda; Insecta; Hymenoptera; Formicidae. Gene Ontology annotation, molecular function: DNA-binding transcription factor activity, RNA polymerase II-specific; ATP binding; RNA polymerase II cis-regulatory region sequence-specific DNA binding. The transcript has 7 exons.